CCGGGGCGCCGGGCGGCGAGUCGGUGGGCACGGGAGCCGUUGCGGGCCGGAGAGGAGGCCAGGAUGGCGGCUCCGAGCAGGAAGACGACGGCCCCAACCCCCCUGGCUUCCAAGAGAGCCCUCCCUAGAGACCCGUCGUCAGAGGUUCCGAGCAAGAGGAAGAGUUCGGCCCCGCCGGCCCCGCCGGCCCCGCCGGCCCCGCCGGCGCCGCUGCAGUCGGCCGGGCCUUUCGUGGAAGGCUCCAUCGUCCGCAUCGCCAUGGAGAACUUCCUAACAUACGAUAUCUGUGAAGUAUCUCCUGGACCUCACUUGAAUAUGAUUAUUGGAGCUAAUGGAACAGGGAAGUCCAGCAUUGUGUGUGCCAUUUGCCUUGGCUUAGCAGGGAAGCCUGCUUUCAUGGGACGGGCAGAUAAGGUUGGCUUUUUUGUGAAGAGAGGGUGUUCCAAAGGCAUGGUUGAAAUUGAAUUGUUCCGAACUUCUGGAAAUCUUGUAAUCACCCGUGAGAUUGAUGUGGCAAAAAAUCAGUCUUUUUGGUUCAUCAACAAAAAAUCUACAACUCAGAAAAUAGUAGAAGAGCAAGUUGCAGCCUUAAAUAUUCAAGUGGGCAAUCUUUGCCAGUUUCUACCUCAGGAUAAAGUUGGAGAAUUUGCUAAACUCAGUAAAAUUGAACUCCUUGAGGCUACUGAGAAGUCGAUUGGUCCUCCAGAAAUGCACAUGUAUCACUGUGAACUCAAAAACUUCAGGGAGAAAGAAAAACAACUAGAGACCUCAUGCAAAGAGAAAACUGAAUAUCUAGAGAAAAUGAUUCAGAGGAAUGAAAGAUAUAAACAAGAUGUGGAGAGGUUCUAUGAACGUAAGCGGCAUUUAGAUUUGAUUGAGAUGCUUGAAGCAAAAAGGCCAUGGGUGGAGUAUGAAAAUGUUCGUCAGGAAUAUGAAGAAGUAAAACUAGCUCGUGACCAAGUGAAGGAAGAGGUCAGAAAACUUAAAGAAGGGCAGAUUCCUAUGACACGUCGAAUUGAAGAAAUUGAAAGGCAGCGUCACAAUUUGGAAGCUCGAAUCAAAGAGAAGGCAACAGAUAUUAAGGAGACAUCUCAAAAAUGCAAACAAAAGCAAGAUGUUAUAGAAAGAAAAGACAAACAUAUUGAGGAACUUCAGCAGGCAUUAACAGUAAAACAAAAUGAAGAACAUGACCGACAGAAGAGAAUAAGUAAUACCCGCAAAAUGAUAGAAGAUUUGCAGAAUGAACUGAAGACCACAGAAAACUGUGAAAAUCUUCAACCCCAGAUUGAUGCCAUUACAAAUGAUCUGAGACGAGUUCAAGAUGAAAAGGCAUUAUGCGAAGGCGAGAUUAUUGACAAGCGAAGAGAGAGGGAAACUCUAGAGAAGGAGAAAAAGAGUGUGGGUGAUCAUAUUGUACGUUUUGACAAUCUUAUGAAUCAAAAGGAAGAUAAGUUGAGACAGAGAUACCGUGACACAUAUGAUGCUGUUUUGUGGCUAAGAAAUAACAGAGACAAAUUUAAGCAAAGAGUCUGUGAGCCCAUAAUGCUCACGAUUAAUAUGAAGGAUAAUAAAAAUGCCAAAUACAUUGAAAAUCAUAUUUCAUCAAAUGAUUUGCGAGCCUUUGUAUUUGAAAGUCAAGAAGAUAUGGAGGUUUUUCUCAAAGAGGUUCGUGAUAAUAAAAAAUUAAGAGUAAAUGCUGUUAUUGCUCCCAAGCGUUCAUAUGCAGACAAAGCACCUUCAAGAUCUCUGAAUGAGCUAAAACAGUAUGGAUUUUUCUCUUAUUUGCGAGAGUUAUUUGAUGCACCCGAUCCUGUUAUGAGUUUUCUUUGCUGGCAAUAUCAUAUUCAUGAAGUUCCUGUGGGAACUGAAAGAACCAGAGAGAGAAUUGAACGGAUAAUACAAGAAACCCAGUUAAAACAAAUUUAUACAGCAGAAGAAAAGUAUGUGGUGAAAACUUCUUUUUAUUCAAACAAAGUUAUUUCCAGUAAUACAUCCUUAAAAGUAGCCCAGUUUCUCACAGUCACUGUGGAUCUAGAACAAAGAAGACGCUUAGAAGAACAGCUAAAGGAAAUUAAUAGAAAAUUGCAAGCAGUGGAAUCAGCAUUGAUUGACUUACGUGAGACAAACAAACAUCUAGAACACAAAGACAAUGAGCUUAGACAAAAGAAGAAGGAGCUUUUGGAAAGAAAAACCAAGAAAAGACAACUGGAACAAAAAAUUAGUUCCAAACUAGGAAGUUUAAAGCUGAUGGAACAGGAUACUUGCAACCUUGAAGAGGAAGAGCGAAAAGCAAGUACCAAAAUCAAAGAAAUAAACGUUCAAAAGGCAAAGCUUGUUACUGAAUUAACAAACCUAAUAAAGAUUUGUACUUCUCUGCAUAUACAAAAAGUAGAUUUAAUCCUUCAAAAUACGACAGUGAUCUCUGAAAAGAACAAGUUAGAAUCAGAUUAUAUGGCUGCAUCAUCACAACUGCGCCUCACAGAGCAACAUUUCAUUGAAUUGGAUGAAAGUAGACAGAGAUUACUACAGAAAUGCAAAGAACUUAUGAAGAGAGCUAGGCAAGUAUGUAACCUGGGUGCAGAGCAGACUGUUCCUCAAGAAUAUCAGACACAAGUACCCACCAUUCCAAAUGGACACAACUCCUCACCCCCCAUGGCGUUCCAAGAUCUUCCCAACACCUUGGAUGAAAUUGAUGCUUUAUUAACUGAAGAAAGAUCAAGAGCUUCCUGCUUCACAGGACUGAAUCCUACAGUUGUUGAGGAAUACACAAAAAGAGAAGAAGAAAUAGAGCAAUUAACUGAGGAACUAAAGAUAAAGAAAGUUGAACUGGAUCAAUAUAGGGAAAACAUUUCACAGGUAAAAGAAAGAUGGCUUAAUCCUUUAAAAGAACUGGUAGAAAAAAUUAAUGAAAAAUUCAGCAAUUUUUUUAGUUCUAUGCAGUGUGCUGGUGAAGUUGAUCUCCAUACAGAAAAUGAGGAAGACUAUGAUAAAUAUGGAAUUCGAAUUAGAGUGAAAUUUCGCAGUAGUACUCAGCUGCAUGAAUUAACUCCUCAUCAUCAAAGUGGAGGUGAAAGAAGUGUUUCCACCAUGCUAUACUUGAUGGCACUUCAAGAGCUUAAUAGAUGUCCAUUCAGAGUAGUUGAUGAAAUCAAUCAGGGGAUGGAUCCGAUCAAUGAACGGAGAGUGUUUGAAAUGGUUGUAAAUACUGCUUGUAAAGAAAACACAUCUCAGUACUUCUUUAUUACACCAAAGCUCCUGCAAAAUCUCCCUUAUUCUGACAAAAUGACAGUAUUAUUUGUCUACAAUGGUCCUCAUAUGCUGGAACCAAACAGAUGGAAUUUAAAGGCUUUCCAAAGGCGGCGGCGCCGAAUUACAUUCACUCAACCUUCACAAUAAAAGUAAAGGGUGUGAGAACUUUGGAAAUUAUCUGUUAAUAUAUCCUGUUUAUAAAUAUGACUCAACUGAAUAAAAGGAGAUUCAUUAAAGACUAAAAGAUCAGUUGUUUUUGGAAACCUGCUGUUAAAUACAAAUAGGUUGUGAAUGGAGGCCAUGAUAACUUCUUUUUAUGGAACCAAUAUCUGUUAGUAAAAAUUAAGUUUUCUUCAGUCUUUGUUGAACUUGAGUCUUAGCACUCUGACCCUCAGUCAUUGGGUCCCACAUUAAAAUGUAUUUCAAAUCAAAGAUGUAGUAGAAAGGACUAUCAGUUAAGUUUAGCUGACAUGGUAACCCUAAGCUUUAACUGCAGAGUAACAUAAUUACUUUUAGAGUCUAAAGAUGACUCUGAAUCUUAAGUCAUAUGUCAUAGUUUUCUCCCAAUGUUCUUUUUAAUUUUUAAAAAUUGAUAUGGAAAUGUGUAGUCUAAUGUAUAGUAAUAAUUUUAUGACAAAUCUGUUCAUUUCUUUCCUAUCUCCACUAGGAAAUGGAAUUUUAUGGGCCUUACCAAGUUUUAUGAAACUUGAUACUGUAAUUGCAUUGGUAUUUCAAAGCAAAAAAAGUACUGGGUUCAACUAUGUUAACAGGACUUCUUUGACAUGCCACAUGGUGGCCACUAAAUGAUGCAAAAUGCAACCAAAAGAUUGACACAGAAUAAAAUCAAGUGACAAGGGUUUUCAAAAAAUAACCCUAUAAAGUGUGUGUGGGUUUUUUUUAAUUUAAAGUCAAUUGUAUUUUACAUCUUAAAUUUCUAAAAAACAUUUUUAUAAUUAUUUUUAGUAAAAUUUUUCUUAAGAUUUCAUAUACUGGUUUCUACAAUUUAUAUUUGAAAUUUCUCAGUGUUAAUGUAAAGAGUGAAGGAAAGCAUUGAUUUGUUUCAAACCAUAAUGUUUCUAUAACAAGCUUUUAUGCCCUACCUUCCAGGUUGAUCCUACCCCAUUAUCUUAGAAAAUCUUUUAUCUGUAGAUGAGAAAAUCAUUUGUUUAUCUUUGAGUUAUACUAAUUAACAGUGCCAAAUUCUUUUAAAAAGUAAGUCUUGUAAGAAAAUGGAGUCAUCCAAGGACAUAGCUUUACACAGUGUAUUGGAUUAGUGCCAGUAACGACAAAAUUAUUUUUUUUGACUUGGUAGUCUGCAUAAUUGAAGAAUUGUACUCAGUUUGGGUUUUUGUAUAUUCUUAAAUAGCUACUGAAGUUUAUAUUCUUAUUAGGUCAAAAAAUAAUGAACCAUAAGCUUAUGUCCUCACUUGGACAAUUUCUCUUUAAAAAGUUAUUUUUUUCUUAUACAGAUUUUAAAAGAAUCUUCUCUUAAACUAGGUCUAAUGCAUGUAGUACUAUGAAAAUAUUUUAAAAUGACAUUUUUACUAGUGCGAAAAAGUCAUGUAAACAUUGAAAAGUUUGGUAACAUGUUAGUAAAUGGGUAUUGUUACCAAAUGUUUUUGUUUUCCACCAAAAUAUCUUUACUAACAAGUGCUUCAUGUAGUUUAACAUCUAAGUGCCGUCAUUUAUUUUUACAAAACAAGUAUCUGUGAAAAAGAGUUUGAAAAAUAGGCAUAUUUGAAAAUAAAGCUAUCAAUUAACACUUCAGUUUGUGCCAGCACUUAUUCCAUCCCUUGUUUGUAAGCAUAUAUUUCUAUACUGAACAAAGUUAUUAUUUUGUUUUAAAUUGAAUUUUGAGCUAUAAAAGAUGAAUAAUGUUUCAUUUUAAUAUUGAUAAAAUCAUAAGCCUAGUGCAUUAUAGUCUCAGUCAUGUAAAACUUCAUAUAUUUUCUGUGAAAGUUUUAACUACAAAUUAUCUAAACUUCAAGUAAAGGUCUGAUUAAUAUUUUAAACAUUAAUGUGACGAGCAAAUAUUUUUAAUGACAAAAUCUUCAUUUACUUGUCUAAGGAGUCAAUUAAAAGGUUUUUAGUAAUUGCCUCUAGCUAUUUGCUUAUUUUCUUUGGCGUAUGAAUCUUUAGUAUGCAAAAAAUGUCAUUUUGUCCUGCUGUUGUGUGUAUCAGCGUAUAUGUAUAAAAAACUGAGAAUUGCUACUUUAUGGGCAAUAAAUACAUAUUUUCAUAUUCUUUUGGUGUAUGUUAUUUUAAAUGAGAGCUGUUUUUAUACUUUGACCCUUCUUCAGAGUCAUUUUGAUUUUCAGAUUUACUGAAAGUCUAUUGAAUGUCUACUGUUUACAGAACAGUGUUUGGCAAUUUAUCCAUGUUCAAAAGGAUAGAAAAUUUAGUCCCUCGUCUGCCUGCAAGGAAAUUAGAGUCUAAUAGAAGCAGUAAACACAUGAAAUGAAGUUUAAACCAUCUGAAGAAGCCAUGUUACAAGGCAAGUAUAAAUAUUGUUAGGUUGAAACCUUAGAUUUUCUAACAAAAAUUCCCCAUAGCCCAUGUUGUCUGACUUCUUACAUUAAACUGCCAUUUAAAAGAAUUUUGCUUAAUAUAUUUUUGAGUCAGGCAGACUAUCACUUUUUUAUAGACAAUUCACUUCACUCAGUUUCCUUGGUGAAAUGAGGAUAAAAUACCUAAUUCACAGAGUUGAGAGGAGAGGCUCAAAUGGGGUCAGACAGGUAUCAGGACACCUAACACCAUAUAUUUUAUAAAUGUUGUCUUCUCAUCUUGUCCCCAGCUUCAUUCAGCUCUCAUAUUUUAACUGUUUUGUACAUCAAGGCCUGAGAAUGUUUUAUUAGUAAAGUUAAUGUGCAGAUUUUUAUUCUGUUUUACUUACAGUCUCAGUUGUUCAAAGGACAUAGAUACCUAUAGGCUUUCAGCAAGCCUUGGAGAGUAUAAAUAGAAUUAUUUUCAUACAUCUUGUUACCAUCAUGAAAUUUGAACAUGUUAACCUAUAUGAUUUGCCCUAGAGAUAUUUAUACCAUCCAUCUCAUUACUUUGUAAUCACACUAUAUUUAGGAUACUUAAUACAGUUUGAACAUUUGGGAGAUUUGUCCCCUUUGACAAUCUGGGAUUGAUUUUUUUAUUCCCAGUGUAAAUAUUCAUUUAUUGCUCCCAAAUAAGCUAUUGGUGAUUGGCUAGAAGAUUUAGUUGGUUUGGUUUGGUUUGGUUUUGGUUUUGGUUUUUUGUUGGUUUGUUUUUUUAAGCUAGUUUUGUGUAACCCCACAGAGAAAAAGCAAGGCUACUAUGCUUGGCUUCAUUCUAAGAAUUGCAUGUAAGAGAGCGUGGUAAACACCAGAAAGCAGACUAAGAACAACUCCAACUCUAUAAGCCCUGGCUUCAUCUGAGACUAUAUCUGUAACAUAGAUUAGCUGUUUUUAGGCAUGUUGAAAACAUGAAAGAUCUUCUAUGGAUACUUUAUGUUUCUGACCACUCUUUAGUUAGUAAACUUUUUUCCCCCACUUAACUAAUUUUUUAAUUCUUUUACAUUGCUCUUCAUUUUUUUGCAGUAUUUGAUUUGUCCUCUCAGGUGUUUGCAAACUCUUAUUUUGCUUCUCAGGAGCAUGCUUAACAUACAUACUUGGCAUUCAGGUCUGUUUGUUUCAAGACUAAGAUAUGGGGAUCCUGAGAGUAUGGCCAGUUGGUGAUUCCUGCCAAAUAUUCAGUAAGGAGUGGGUUGAAACAAAUCACCUUAAGAAAAGAUUUGGGGUAAGCCAUUCAAUUAAUGUU
Molecule: messenger RNA, 7035 nt
Organism: Talpa occidentalis (Iberian mole)
Lineage: Eukaryota; Metazoa; Chordata; Mammalia; Eulipotyphla; Talpidae
Gene: SMC5
Product: structural maintenance of chromosomes 5
Exons: 25
Coding region: 64-3396 (1110 amino acids)
Biological process (GO): double-strand break repair via homologous recombination
Cellular component (GO): Smc5-Smc6 complex
Molecular function (GO): ATP binding; ATP hydrolysis activity
Source: RefSeq, a predicted model, not a curated record